AUGGCAGCUCUAGACGAUCUUCCGUGGAUAGAUUCCAUGGCACCCCCAUCGCAUGCGCAGGAGCAAGGCCAGUCGGAUUCUCAACCGCCGACGGUCGCUGCUUUCUCUCCUUCUACUAUCACCGGCUCAGCCUUAACCUCGCGACAGCGUUCUAGCGUCAUCGUGCAUCGCAAAUCUCCCCUGCUGGUGGCCACACCACCGGCCAUCACUCGGGCUCUGGCCUACUCCCACCCAUUCCUUCUUCCCCUCAAUAAACUCGCCGGUCUGUUGACAUGGACCUCUGGAGAUCCCUGGCAGAGCUUCCUGCUCGUGGCCACCUUCUGGACGGUAGUGCUCUACAGUGAUGCCAUCAUUCGUUGGGCAGGACCGAUCCUGGUUGUGGUUGCCCUGAUCCUAGGCAUGUAUGGCCGCCGCUACUCGCCUUUGUCGUCAACUAUUUCAACGGGCGAGAAGCACCAGAGGAAGGUUUCCCAAGACUCAACUCGACACCAAAAGAGUUUGGAUGAGAUCGUGGAAACUCUCCGCAUCUUCACAACCAGAUGCAAUAUACUCCUCGAGCCUCUGCUCGACCUUACUGAUUUCCUAUCAACCCAGCGUACGCCUACAUCGGCGACGACUAAGCCUGCCCUGACGGCCCUUUUCAUUCGAAUCCUCUUGGUAACUCCUAUAUGGAUCCUCAUGACUCUCCCACCGUUUUACUUAAUUACUACCCGCCGCGUCGUCAUGGCCGUUGGCACUAUCGUCUUAACUUAUCAUUCUCGGCCCGCGAGAGUCUCGCGUGUCGUUCUCUGGCGGUCACGGGCCGUCCGUCGAAUCUGUGCCGCAGCCACGGGGCUUUCAGUGGCCGAUACCCCGAGCAGUGCACCAAAGGCCCAGGUCCAGACUGAAGGCCAAAGCCAAGGCUUGAACAUCUCUACUCGGCGGCGUGGAAAUAAUUCGACUGUAAGAUUUACUUUCGUCGUCUAUGAGAACCAGCGCCGCUGGUUAGGUAUCGGAUGGACCUACUCGUUGUUCCCAUCGGAACGCGCUCCUUGGACGGACGAGCACAUGAACGCCGUCCCUCCCAAAGAUACGUUUGAACUGCCGGAUGUGAAAACAGGAGACGCCAAAUGGCGUUGGGUCGAGGGUAGUGACUGGCGUGUCGAGGGGGCGGACUUCUUCAAUUCAAAGUCCGAGUCCAAGGGUACUACCGGCGAGGGAUGGAUCUACUAUGACAACAAGUGGAACGAUGGUCGCCGCGGCCAAGAUGGAUGGGACCGCUAUACUCGCCGACGCAAGUGGUACCGCGACGCGGAAUUAGCCGAGUUAUCACCGUCAGGCACUGAAAACACCUCCGAGGAGACAAUUUCUGGACUCACUCAAGCUCUGGAAAAGGAGAAGCAACAAGAGUGUGACGAAGAUGCUGACACCAAGAGCAUUACUCCAUCUACCGCCUCCAAGACCCGUCGGCGCUGGUUUGGUAGCGGCAAGGAAAAGGAGAAAGAUCAAACCGCUUCUUCCAUUGACAGCGGCCGAGCUUCAGGCUCAAACCCCUCCGGCGGUGGCGAUGGCCCAGGUCUCUCGCGCCCUAUAAGCAUCCAAAACUCCCGCAAAUCUUCUCAUUAUCAUAAACGCGAAGGAAGCGUGGCAACAAGUGACAGUGCCAGUCUCCGUGAAAAGGAAAUGGCCAAUUCGCAUGACCAUCUUGAUAAGUGGUCAACCCGGGCUGCGGAUGGGACAGAACGAGCAGAGAGAGAAUGGGGACUCAGUGACGACCUAAAUAUGGGAUUGAGCUGA
Molecule: messenger RNA, 1776 nt
Organism: Penicillium nucicola
Lineage: Eukaryota; Fungi; Ascomycota; Eurotiomycetes; Eurotiales; Aspergillaceae
Product: PEX28-32 family peroxisomal membrane protein
Exons: 3
Coding region: 1-1776 (591 amino acids)
Biological process (GO): peroxisome organization
Cellular component (GO): peroxisomal membrane
Source: RefSeq, a predicted model, not a curated record